Lizanozyma spartinae is the source of this 4080-nucleotide messenger RNA. RefSeq names its product putative acid anhydride hydrolase. Gene Ontology annotation, cellular component: membrane. The transcript has a single exon. The record is from RefSeq and is a predicted model, not a curated record. Gene Ontology annotation, molecular function: ATP hydrolysis activity; ATPase-coupled monoatomic cation transmembrane transporter activity; P-type ion transporter activity. Bases 1 to 4080 code for a protein of 1359 amino acids. Lineage: Eukaryota; Fungi; Ascomycota; Pichiomycetes; Serinales; Debaryomycetaceae. Gene Ontology annotation, biological process: intracellular calcium ion homeostasis.
AUGGGAAGACAAUCGGGUAGAGAGUCUUCCGAAAGAAGACGAUCUUCGCUAAGCAGACGGUCAUCAAGUCUUAGUAGAUGGAGAUCACGAUCUGACUCGUUAAGUUCUGUAGGGUCCACUGGUAGUCAGUUUCUUGAUGACAAUACCAAUGAGAUUUAUUCAGGUGCUGGGUCUGAAAUAAUCCCAAGUUCAAUCACAUCGUUCCAUUAUCCUCACCAUUUUGGUCGUAGUAGCCAUAGGAAAAGUGUUGUUAGUGGUAUAUCAGAUUUUGGUCGCUCCCCUCCUGUGCACAGUCAUAAUGAUAAUGAAGAUGAUGAAGCAAUUGAUGGAGUCUCUGUAAGAUCAGGCAGUGGCCAAAGCUUAAGAUCUGAUGAAAUCCAAAUGAAUAAUUUCAAAUUCUUUAGCCCGGAUGAAAUUGAAAUGGCUCCUGGUGGUUCUACUUUGGAAAACCCUGAAAACCCAGUGGACUUUGAUACCGCCUGGGAUUAUUCAGUGGAUAAAUAUAUCGUUGAAGAGGAACCUCUUCAAGAUCAUCGUAGGAAAUCAGAUAGCAGUAGUGUCACGCCAGAUUAUGAUUAUGGUUCUAUCAUAUAUGAAGGGGGAAGAAAUAGGCGUGAUUCUGAUUCUUCUUCUUCCAAACAUGUGCUUCUCGAAGAAAAUGAAAAUGAAUUGCUUAGAUUCUACGAACAAUAUCCUGCUACAAGUGAAUAUCAGAGAUAUUAUCUUGCUGAGGAAGAUUUGGUCAUUGGUAUUGCAGGGUAUAAGAGUUCAUGGCCAAGGACUACACUCUAUUACUUAUUCUGCAUAUUUACCUGUGGAUUAGGUUAUUUGGCUAUGAGAUGGUUCCCAAAAUUUAGAGUUAACAUGAAAGGUAAUAAGUCUCCUUUGGGGAAAGCUGAUUGGGCAAUUAUUGAGAAUGAAUAUGGUGAAUUAGUAAUUGUUAACAUUGAUAAAACUGCCUUUAACGAAAGACUUUCUGACUUCUUAACUUCGUCCCCUCAAGAGGGUGAAGAUUUGACUUCCAGAAAACUUGAAAACGAUCCUGUUGUACCUUAUUUGCAAACUUUUAACUACAGAUACGUUAAGUUUUUUUAUAAUCCGGUGGAAGAUCUCUUCAAGACAAAUUCGAAUUGGUAUGACCCUCGUUGGUUGUAUGCUAGAAAUAUGAAGGACGGAAUCCCUCAAAGCGUUCAAGAAGAAAGGCUUGAAAUCUUUGGUCAAAAUAAUAUUAUCAUUGAAGAGAAAAGUGUGGUUCAAAUCUUAGCAGAUGAAGUCUUACAUCCCUUUUACGUAUUUCAGAUCUUUUCUAUUUUCUUGUGGAUGGCUGAUGAUUAUUACUAUUACGCUGGUUGUAUCUUUGUUAUCUCCCUUAUUUCCGUGUUGAACUCAUUAAUCGAAACAAAGCAAACCAUUCACAGGUUGCAAGAGAUCUCAAAAUUGUCCUGUGAAAUUAGAGUGUGGCGUCAUGGGUUUUGGAAACAAAUUGACUCCCAUGAUUUAGUUCCGGGUGAUGUUUUCGAAGUUGAUCCAACAUUGGCUGUCUUACCAUGUGAUGCCAUCUUAAUUAACGGUGAAUGUGUGGUUAAUGAGUCGAUGUUAACAGGUGAAAGUGUCCCAGUUUCUAAAGUUCAAGCAACUCAGGAAACAGCAGUAGCUUUGCCGGAAAGUUUUACUUCUCCCCUCUUAGCAAAAUCAUUCCUUUAUAACGGUACAAAGUUAUUGAAAACUAAAUCUUCCAAUGAUGAACCGGUAUGUGCUAUGUGUUUUAAAACUGGAUUCAACACCACUAAAGGUUCUUUGGUUCGGUCAAUGUUGUUUCCUAAACCUAUUGGUUUCAAGUUCUAUCAAGAUUCGUUCAAGUAUAUUGGUUUCAUGGGUCUUAUUGCUUGUAUCGGCUUCACUUAUUCUACAUACAACUUUAUUAAAGUUGGUUUGGAUACUAGAACUAUGAUAUUGAGAGCUUUGGAUAUCAUCACCAUUGUUGUUCCACCUGCUUUACCUGCUACCUUGACUAUUGGUACAACGUUUGCGUUAUCUCGUCUCAAAAAGCUACAAAUAUUCUGUAUCUCCCCGACAAGAGUUAACGUUGGGGGUAAACUUGAUGUGGUUUGUUUCGAUAAGACUGGAACAUUGACUGAAGAUGGUUUGGAUGUGUUGGGUGUUCAUUUGGCUAUUAACGCAAAGGGUAGAAAGGAAAUCGUUUUUGACGAAUUGGUAUCAGACAUUGGACAUUUGGAUGUCGGAGAAACCAAGUCAUCUUCUCAUGAGUUGAAGAAUGGGAAAUAUUUAUUAGGGGGCAUGGCAAGUUGUCAUUCAUUGCGUUUAAUUGACAAUGAAGUAUUAGGGGAUCCAUUGGAUGUAAGAAUGUUUGAGUUUACCAAAUGGCAGUUAUCUGAAACUACCACUAAUGUAAUUGUCCACUCACCAACUUUCACUGACGACAGUUAUGCUAUUGCUCGAGAGUUUGAUUUCGCUGCUGCUUUACGGAGAAUGUCUGUAGUUGUCGAUUCAGAAAGUCGACGGUUUGUGUUUACCAAGGGUGCUCCAGAGAUAAUGUACAAUGUUUGUAAUAACGAGACUUUACCUACAAACUUUGAGGACUUGUUGCAUCAUUAUACGCAUAGCGGAUUCAGAGUCAUAGCAUGUGCUUAUAAGGAAAUUUCUCAGGAGGUUAAUAUUAGUGACUUUGAUAGAGAAGAAAUAGAGUCUGAUUUGACUUUCACCGGGUUCAUUGUGUUUGAAAAUAAGUUGAAGCCAGCUACAAAAGCAACCCUUCAGGAAUUAGAAAGAGCUAAGAUUCGUACAGUAAUGUGUACUGGUGAUAACAUCUUGACUGCUAUUAGUGUUGGUCGGGAAUGUGAGUUGAUUAGUCCUGAUAUCAACGACGUUUAUGUUCCUACUUUACAUGAGAAUGAGUUUGGUAUGGAUUUAAUUUGGGAAGAAGUUAUCAAUCCUGGAAAGAUCCUUGAUCCAAACACUCUUCAGCCUUCAAUCAAAGGGGAAAAGUUCACCUUAGCAAUAACUGGUGAUGUUUUCCGGUAUAUGUUAACAGAAAUGAAAGACGAAGUCGACCAGGUUAAUACUUUGCUUUUGAAAGGUAGUAUCUUUGCUCGUAUGUCUCCUGAUGAGAAGCAUGAAUUAGUUGAACGUUUGCAAGCGUUGGACUACACUGUUGGAUUUUGUGGUGAUGGUGCAAAUGAUUGUGGAGCUUUGAAAGCUGCAGAUGUUGGUAUAUCGCUUUCUGAAGCUGAGGCUUCUGUGGCAGCUCCCUUUACUUCACGUAUAUUUGAAGUAUCAUGUGUUGUGAAUGUCAUAAAGGAGGGUAGAUCAAGUUUGGUGACCAGCUUUUCAUGUUUCAAAUAUAUGUCGCUAUAUUCGGCCAUCCAAUUCAUCACUGUUACUUGUUUGUACAAGGAAGGAACUAAUCUUGGCGAUUUCCAGUUUCUUUAUAUUGACUUGUUUCUUAUUUUACCAUUGGCAAUUUUCAUGUCAUGGUCUGGACCCUUUGGUGAGCUUGUGAUCAAACGUCCGAGUGCUAAUCUAGUGGCACCAAAGAUCUUGAUACCAAUGUGCUGUCAUAUAAUUGUCAUUAUGAUUUUCCAAGUUACAUUAUGGCUUCAUGUACAGAAGCAGCCUUGGUAUAUUAAACCAGUCGUUGGGGGUGAUGAUGAAGUUAAAUCAUCUGAUAAUACUGUUUUGUUUUUGUUUACUAACUUCCAGUAUAUUCUUAUUGCUGUUUUGUUGAGUAGUGGUCCUCCAUACCGUGAACCAAUGACAAAGAACGUUCCGUUUAUGAUCAAUGUUUUCCUUGCUACUUUAAUUUCAAUCUUGUUAUUCGGAAUAGAUGAGAAUACAAGAUUGGGUGACUUUAUGGAUUUAACUAACUUAUCCUCAUUUUUCUAUGCUUUGAUUUUGGUUUCGGCAGUGUUAAACUUGAUUGUUAUGAUGGCUGGUGACAAAUUCUUGUACAGUAAGAUCACUUGGUUUUACAAGAAAAUAUUCAGAAGAAGCCAGUUUGGCGUAAGCAAAAAGAAAUACAAGAACUUGCUUCGGGAAAUGGGGUCAACGGCAUUUGUAUAA